Messenger RNA from Vigna unguiculata (cowpea), 2220 nucleotides. RefSeq lists its product as uncharacterized. The record is from RefSeq and is a predicted model, not a curated record. NCBI's taxonomy places the organism in Eukaryota, Viridiplantae, Streptophyta, Magnoliopsida, Fabales, Fabaceae. Gene Ontology annotation, molecular function: zinc ion binding.
AUGGGUGAGGAUGAGUUGUUUGAUGUUAGAAUUGAAACCCAGGAAUUGGAGGAUGAUUUGUUUGAUGUUACUAUUGAAGGAGGAAGUGACCCAAAGGGUGAAAAUGUGUUUGACAGGGGGUUGUCUGAUAGGGAAUGGGAGUCCGAGACUUUAGAUAGUUGUGGAAAUAGUGAUGCAAGUGAUGAUGAUAGAGAUAGGUAUGGUAACUUUGGGAUAUUCUCCAUGCCCAAAAGUAUGGAAGACUAUAAUUGGGAAGUUGAGACGUACUUUAUUGAUAAGGAAGAAUUCACUGAGGCUAUUAGAACUUAUGGUGUCCAAAGUGGGAGAAAGUUAAAAAUUUUUAGAAAUGACAAAAGGAGAAUUUGUAUGAAGUGUUUGGGUGCGAAGGGUAAAUGCAAGUGGUAUGCAUAUUGUGCUUAUAAAGCAGCACAAAGUACAUGGCAGUUAAGGAGAAUUAUCAACAAUCACACAUGUAGUAGGGAAUUCAAUGUGCGUUUGAUGACUUCAAAGUGGUUAAGUGGAAGGCUGGAAAAAUCACUAAAAGAGAACCUAAAUAUGAAGUUGACUGAUUUGAAAAACAAAAUUGGGAGAAAAUGGAACAUUGGUGUUUCAAGAUCAAUGGCCUUUAGGGCUAAGACUAUGGCAUACAAGAACAUUGAUGGGUCAUUCCAAGAACAAUAUAAACGUGUUUAUGACUAUGCACAUGAGUUGUUAAGGUCAAAUCCAGGUUCCACUGUCAAAGUCCAUGUUGAUGAGAAUGAGGGCAAUCCAAUUUUCAAACGACUAUAUGUAUGCCUCAAGGCUUGUAAAGAUAGCUUCUUCUGUUGUAGGCCUAUUAUUGGUGUAGAUGUCUGUUUUUUGAAGGGAAAAUAUGGGGGAGAACUGUUAACAGCUGUGGGCAGAGAUGGAAAUGACCAAAUGCUUCCAUUGGCAUACGCUGUGGUAGAAGUAGAGAACAAGGAAACAUGGACAUGGUUUCUUGAUUUGAUGAUAGAAGACCUAGGAGGAGCUGAAAUUUGUUCUAAGAUCACUUUCAUGUCAGACCAACAAAAAGGACUGCUUCCAGCAUUGCAAGAACUGUUGCCUGGUGUGGACCAAAGAUUCUGUGUACGUCAUAUAUAUGCCAACUUCCGCAAAAAAUUCCCUGGAAAAAAUCUGAAGAGACUACUCUGGAAAGCAGCAUAUGCCACACACCCACAAGCAUGGGAGGCUGUAAUGAGGGAGAUUAAAGAAUUCUGGUCCAGGUCCAGAUUUACAUCAAGACCUGCGUCUGACACUGUUGUGAACAACAUGUCUGAGGGUUUCAAUAGCACUAUAGUAGAUUCCAGGAGUAAACCCAUCAUAACCAUGAUGGAAGAAAUUCGAAUGUAUCUGAUGCAGAGAUGGGCUUCCAAUAGAAAGAAGGUAAAUGCAUUUCAUGGUUCUAUUUGCCCAAAAAUUCAAGACAGACUGGACAAGGAAGCACAAAAGACCAAAUAUUGGUUACCAAGCUGGUCUGGACAACAACUAUUUGAGGUCAACCAUACUGCUAUGAUUGGGGAGAAAUAUGUGGUGGAUUUAGAUAAACAGGAGUGUAGCUGCAGGAAGUGGGCAAUAACAUCAAUUCCCUACUGUCACGCAAUCACUGCCAUCCGAUUUCUGAAUUUGAAUGCAGAGGAUUACCUCCCACACUGGUUUUUGAAGUCAACAUACGAGGAGACCUAUUUGUCCCUCAUAUAUCUUGUUAAUGGACCUCAUCUGUGGGAGAUGACAUCUUAUGCUGAUGUGUUACCUCCUGCUAAAAGAGUGCUGCCUGGAAGACCAAAAAAGAAACGAAGGCUGGAGUCCUGGGAGCUGAGGAAGGAUGACACCCAAGUCAGGCAAGGUGUAACCCAUAAAAGAUGUGCCAUUUGCAGAGCACUUGGACACAAAAGAAAUACUUGUCCGCAGGCACCUCCACCACAACAGCAACCAACUCCAACUGCUGAAGAAACACAAGCAAAUCAGCCAACUCAGGCAACUGAUAUCAGUGGUGGUCAACAAAGUCAGAUUACUGCAUCUGAACCAGUUAUGCCAGCAGCAACAAAUCAGCCAACCCAAAAUCCUUCAUGCCAACAUAGUGAAGUGCCUCAAGCAACCCAAAAUUCUGCAUGCGAACAGACUCAAGUGCCUCAACCAACAACAACAACCACAUUCAGAGAAAAACUGUCAUUUAGGAGGGGACCAAUCACGGAGCCAUGA